Messenger RNA from Aspergillus versicolor CBS 583.65, 888 nucleotides. RefSeq names its product SDR family NAD(P)-dependent oxidoreductase. Gene Ontology annotation, molecular function: oxidoreductase activity, acting on the CH-OH group of donors, NAD or NADP as acceptor. The transcript is spliced from 3 exons. The coding region runs from base 1 to 888 and encodes 295 amino acids. The record is from RefSeq and is a predicted model, not a curated record. NCBI's taxonomy places the organism in Eukaryota, Fungi, Ascomycota, Eurotiomycetes, Eurotiales, Aspergillaceae.
AUGAUUACAGGCGGGAGCUCCGGAAUUGGCCUCGCCAUCGCAGAGCGAUUCCUCCAAGAGGGCGUGGGCCGCGUUAUCCUUGUCGGGCGAUCCUACGAGCGUCUCGUUCGUGCAGCAACGCAAUUGGCGCGACAUAAUCCAGAAAGCCCAGCCACAACUCAAUCUAACAACACAGACAAUGAUAAAAUGGUCGCCACUCGAGCACCCGAAGAAGACCAGGCGCUGGAUCAGAGCAAAAUCUCACCAGGCACACUAAUCCCCUCGUCCAGCCAGAUUAGCCUCCUUGUAGGCGAUGUAUCUGAGGCAUCAACGUGGACCAGAGAGUUAGAAAACGCGAUGCAACCGGUCGACAUCUUGAUCAACGCAGCCGGUAUCUCAACAUCCAGCGUCCUCCCCAGAACAGAUCCAAAAGACAUCUCGCAAGUCCUUCGCACAAAUCUUGAAGGCUCUCUACUUACCUCUCGCGCCCUUGUCCGUGCAUCAAUCCGCAAUCGGAUGAAAGACCGAACCGCGGCCAGUACCACUCCCAUUCCCUCUAAAUGCAUCAUCAACAUAUCCUCCCUCCUCGCCUUGAAAGGCGGCACAGGUGUUGUUCCCUACGCCGCAUCAAAAGCCGGCGUACUUGGACUUACAAGGUCAUUAACUGUCGAGGCGUCUAAAACCCUUCGGAAUCAGAUUAUUCGGUCCAAUGCGAUUGUCCCAGGGUAUAUCGAGACGCCUAUGAUUGCCGAUUUCAGUCAGACCGAAAACGACAAACUGAAAGAAGACAUCCCGCUCCGGCGGCUUGGACAACCGCAUGAAGUUGCGGAUGCAGCUGUAUUCUUAGCCCAAAACGAGUACGCGAAUAAUUGCAUAAUUAACCUGGAUGGCGGGCUUAGUGCUCUCUGA